UUCAAUUCAAGGCCCGUUUACUCGGUAGACUCACGACCACCGCGACGAACCCGGAAGACAGGUCAGGCCUGGUCAAUUCAUACUCUCGUUCUCCGAUACAUACGCCGAAUACCUUCGAGUCUGCUCAGGCAGCGCCGCCAUCACGAUGCCCGUCCCUUUUGAGGCUCUUCUUCCCUAUGCCAUCAUGAUUGGUAUGUUCGGUAUCUCUGGUACUGGUCUUGCCGUCAUCAAGACCUGGCAGAACGAGGGCAAACGACCUCGUUACUCCGUGGAUCAAUGGGAUAGACAAAUGAUGGACCGUGACCGCCGACUUACGGGAACUCUACGAGGACAAACAGACAAACCAGAAGCGCCUUUAGGCUUCGAGCUGAACAACCCUUGGAAGUUGGAGACACGCUUUUCUUAAACAGCAAUAUGGAACCGAGGGCAAAUAACCAGAGACGACAGCCCAAAACUGCAACUGUAAACACACAUAUUCGGGGUACUAGUAGCAAGGCAUUGAAGCCUAUGAGACGG
Messenger RNA from Fusarium oxysporum Fo47, 516 nucleotides. Its product is annotated as NADH dehydrogenase [ubiquinone] 1 alpha subcomplex subunit 1. Bases 146 to 406 code for a protein of 86 amino acids. The record is from RefSeq and is a predicted model, not a curated record. NCBI's taxonomy places the organism in Eukaryota, Fungi, Ascomycota, Sordariomycetes, Hypocreales, Nectriaceae. The transcript has 5 exons.